CAAGAAUCGAAAAGAGAAAAUCAACCCGAAUGUUUCAAUUAUUUUGCCUAGUUUUGCUGGCAACCGGUGCCAGCAGCAGCUACAGCAUAUUCAAAGAGAAAUUCAACGAGCAGCUGGUCACAUAUUUACACGCGGGCAAGCCGCAGGUGCAGGACGCCCUGACCCUGCUCCAGACGGUCUAUUCGCAGAAUCGCAUCCACAUCUAUUGCCGGCGCGAUCAGCCGCUGCGAUGGCGCAACAUCUUCCAGAGCAAUCGACUGCAGCUGAUCACCAAGGCGCCCAACGUGGACUAUGUGCAGUACAGGGCGGCCACGGCACAGGGUGUCUACGAGGCGCAUCUGCGGCGCCGCGAAUGCCACGAGGGCAAACUGCUGGCGGCAGGUGUACAGCAGGUGCGCUACAUAACGCUGCCGGCGCAUGCGCACUCCUGCUAUGGCAUCUACACGGAUCAGGCCUACAAUUUGACCCUGUUGCAGGUGCGCUGCGACAGGGAGCGUGUGGCACGCUUCCUCCUGGGCCUGGGCCUCUGGCUGGCCGAAACUUUCACUCCGCUGGGCGAUACCAUAUUCUGUCUCUAUGCCGUGGCCAUUGCGCUGGGCGUCCAUUUGGCCAGCGUGGGCGCCGUUUGUUUGGUUUUACUUAGUCGUGGGGAUCGCAAAUUGAACUAUUUGCGUCCAGUGGGCGCCAAUUUCAAGCUUGUGCUCGAGCAGCAUCCGACGGCCGUGAUGCUGGCCCUGAUCGGCGGCGCCUGGCUGCUGUUCAACACGUGCCGGCAACAUCGUGACCUGUGGCAACAUCGCAAGGUGCGUCGCGCCCACAGCCGGCUGUUGCGGCUGCUCGCGUACGUGCUCAUCGGAGGCGCCUCGAACCAUCCGCGCUUCGGCUGGUAUUGCGUGUGCCUGCUGCUGCCCUGGCCGGAGCUGUAUUGGCUGAUGUGCUGGCUACGGCGGGCAGUGGUUAAGAUCCAACGUCAGGUCUUGCCGCCGCGGCCGCGGCUUUUGCUCAGCGAGCGCGAAUUCCUGGCCCAGGCGGGCUACGAGACGCAACGUGCCUUGGGCAACAUGCGGCAGCGUCUGCGCGUCGCUUCGCCCAGCUGGGAGCAGUUGGCGCAAUUACAGGCGCCGCAGCAGUUCGCACAGUUCCUCAGCUCCGGUGCCUACGAGACCGGGAACCCAGCAUGGAAUGACCGCGCUUUGGACACCAACAACACCAACAACAGCAACGUCAGCAACAUCAACGUCGUCAGCAACAGGCAGCUGCAGACCUUGGAUGAGGGGCAGCGGGCAGAGGCCGUUAUGCUGGAGCAUCUGGCAGCUGUUAUGAACAGCGACUCGAGCAUCUCCAAUGCCAUUAGCUCCUCCUCGACCGAAUCGAUCUAUCACAAUCUGCACUUUACGGGCUCGACGCGCAGCCUGCGGGGCGACUGAACUGAACUAAACUAAACUAAAACGGAAACCAUCUCUAAAUGGCAGUCAUCGACUCUAGACUGGCACAAAAAGAUUGCCCCUGAAUAAUGACAGAAAUUGAAUCGAAAACACGGCAGCAACCACAGCAACUGCGACGGCAACAGUAGCAGCAACAUCGAUGAUGCCUACAGCAGCAGGAGCAGCAGCAGCAGCAGCAGCAACUACGCCAGCAACAUCGCCAGCAUAUACAACCAACAGCAAUAAGAGUAGCAACAAGGCAAACUGUGACAGCAAUAUUAACAGCUGCAAUGAAAAGCGUCUACAGCGACGUCAGCAACAGUGGGCGUAACUACGGCAGCAACUCUGCAACAGCUACAAGGACAAUACCAACAGUAACAACGGCAACACC
Drosophila montana is the source of this 1815-nucleotide messenger RNA. Its product is annotated as nuclear envelope integral membrane protein 2. The transcript has a single exon. Bases 30 to 1427 code for a protein of 465 amino acids. Lineage: Eukaryota; Metazoa; Arthropoda; Insecta; Diptera; Drosophilidae. The record is from RefSeq and is a predicted model, not a curated record. Gene Ontology annotation, cellular component: nuclear envelope.